AGCCUUUUUAUCAAGAUUGGAUUUGCAACAGGCCUUAGUUAUGGAUAGUUCCGUGCCUGAAUCUUUGCCGCCUUUGCCCGAACCUUUGCCGCCUUUGCUAGAGUCCGACUUCGCAGAUACACCCAAUUUCAUGAACUAUGUUGACCACCUGCUGAAGAAGUUGGAGGUUCCCAAGGACAUGGACAAGAACUUCUUGAUGAGUCUGAAGAGGAUUGAGUUGGUGGAGGAUUGCGCAGGCGGGGCAGCAGCAACAUAUGCAAUGCUGGACUUCAACUCCCGGCUUCCCAUUCCAUGGAAGACCUUAUCUGUGUCUGAGCGAUGCGCCCGAAAGCGAGAGUGGAUGAAGCUUCACUAUGUUUCUCAUAUUGAGCACAUGUUCAUGGACAUGAAGAACGUGGCCUGGGGUGGGCAUUGCUUUUUGCACGAUGAGUCUUGCCACUUCAGGCCCAAGGUGUGCAUCAUGGAAGAGGUGCAAUCAAUCGAGGACACCUUCCCUGGUUUGGAGGAGGCAACCGGUCACAAGACAGCGCUGGACUACAUGAUGCACAAGUUCAAGACUGCCUUGCCUGCAUACAAUGCAGAGAUCUUCAGGGUACAGACCUCUGACUGGAACAUCCCUCAGUCCCGAGGGAGGAUCUACAUCCUCCUUGUGCGGAACAAUUUGGCAUCAGUGGAAGAUCUCAAGAUGUUCCAUCACCUUUUUGACCAGUUUCUGCCCAAGAACACUCCCGAGAGAAAAACGACGAUCAAACAGGUUCGGGACUACGUGAAGUCUCUGUUAGAAGCCUACGGGGAGGAACCUGUUCUUCCCCAACCUGCCCAGGAUGGUCGACGGAGUGCAGCUGCUCAGCUGAGGGAGCGCAAAGCUGCCAAGGAUUUGAAGCUGGGUAAGAGGAAUGGCCCGUGCAUCUACUCAGAUGACAUCCCGUUCCAGCAGAAAGUCUUGCUGAAUUCCAGGCAGAAGAAGGUCCUAGACCUCACCUAUGCAAGUUUGCUGGAUGACUACAUUGAUCCGAUUGCCGGUGGAUACAUUGUGGACCUGGCCCGCUCCUAUGACAGGCGAACUUUGUCAGCAAGUCAGAUUUCUGCAUUGACCAGCAAUGUCCGGCUGUUCGACAUCGCUGCCAAAGAGUUGCUUUGUGGCCAGGACCUGCUUGCGCUCCAGGGCUACGACAUCAGCAAGCUGACGCACGAGAGCAUUUCAAGGUUCACGUAUUCAGAGAUCAACCGGAUUGCAGGAGAAGCCAUGUUAGCCCCGGUCAUUGGGACUCUUCUUGGCUUGGCUCUCUAUGGCAUAGUGAUUCCAAGCAAGGGGGGAGGUCGCUUCAACCUGUCUCCGGUGCUUCGCUUUAGAGCCGGAGGGUUUUCCAAUGAUCCAUGGAACCCGCACUUGCCAAUUGCCAGAGAAGUUCAGCUCCCUUUCACUUUCAACAAAGGAUUGUGUGGAGUGUUCAUUUGGCUGCCUGAGAAUCAGGCUGGAAGCAACAAGUUUUGUGAAGUGUGUAGGCUUGGGUUUGCCGUUGGCAAACCAGUCUUUGUUUGGCGGAUCCGCCUUGGGCCCAUUUUUGAUGACUCCACUCUGGUGACCUUGCACCCGGAGUGCGUUUCACAACGGUGCACUCUUUUUGGCAAGGAAGCCGACACCUUGCAAUAUGUCAACGAGUUCCUUGAUAAGUGGGAGCCUGACAUCAUGCAUUCGAAGACGCAUGAGGCACUCAUGUUGGCGAAGACCGAUCUUGAAGGUGUGUGCUGUGAUUAAUUCGGUCUUCUGAUGGCCACUGGCCACUGACCAUGGCUUGGAGCUGACACAAUGGAGAUGGACUCACUCACUUAUAUAAGGUGGUUGGAUGCGAAGUGAAC
Messenger RNA from Durusdinium trenchii, 1860 nucleotides. The record is from the annotation of a GenBank genome assembly. NCBI's taxonomy places the organism in Eukaryota, Dinophyceae, Suessiales, Symbiodiniaceae.